Molecule: messenger RNA, 4169 nt
Organism: Daphnia magna
Lineage: Eukaryota; Metazoa; Arthropoda; Branchiopoda; Diplostraca; Daphniidae
Product: mucin-5AC
Exons: 4
Coding region: 115-3936 (1273 amino acids)
Cellular component (GO): extracellular region
Molecular function (GO): chitin binding
Source: RefSeq, a predicted model, not a curated record
CGACAAUUUUUUGCACUUCGACUUCUCGGCCGGUAUCGUCGAGGUAGCUUAUUUUACAGUGGAGCACAGAACUGUAAGGGAGACUUUUGCUCCACGUCCAUCCAUCUGGUUAGGAUGGCAGCAAAACAGCUUCAAACGUUCGUCCAGAAAUCUACAAAAAACAAGACACGGAACCUGCUAGUAUGUUGCAUUAUCGCCCUAUCGACGUUCCCUGUUUUGGAUUGUUCGCCUAUUUCUUCUGACGCUGAUAGCGAACAGGUUUUACAACGGAACGGGGUUGUCCCAAAUAUCACCCUACAACUCCCAACUAUGAAACCCAUGAUCGAUAUGAGAGGCUUCCCCGAUACCGAGGGACAUUGUGCUCACGCCGGCUUUUUUCGAAAUAAAACAGACUGCGCCCAGUUUUACAGGUGUGUUGAUUUUAACCGAAAUGGAAAAUACACCUUUUUCCGCUUCAUGUGCGGACCAGGGACUUUUUUCGAACCCAGAUACUCCCUUUGUUUAGGACCGAGGAUGUUAGUGACGCCUUGUUCAAUUGACCCGCUGACUACAACAUCUACGCAGUCUACUCCUACACCGACUACUACUCCGUUUAACCCAGCAGGCCCUGACGACUGCGAGCAACCUUUUACUGUACAGGACGCCGGUAACCUACCUCGAAACGGGAUCUCCGGAAUAACAAAUUGUGAAGGCUCUAAUUGUGCGCAACCGAGGUUCACGCUGCGUCCGUGUACUACGACCACCUCGACUACCCCGUCAACGCCCACCUCGACUACCCCGUCAACGACCACCUCGACUACCACUUCAACGACCACCUCGACUACCCCGUCAACGACCACCUCGACUACCACGUCAACGACCACCUCGACUACCACGUCAACGACCACCUCGACUACCCCGUCAACGACCACCUCGACUACCCCGUCAACGCCCAUCUUGACUCCCGACCCUACCCCAACAUCUACAGAGAACUGCAAGGGAACUUUGACAGUACAGGAUGCGGACAUAGAUAAAACUGUGAAAAUCGAAAAUGUAUCCAUACCUCCGAACAGUAUAUCCGGACUAACAAGUUGUGGCGGGAGCUACAACGUCGUUAUUAUAGAAGGCGGGCGGAUAGCAAUUAACACCUCUUUUCCAUCUGGGGCAAUACUUCUGAUAAGUACAAAGCAAGACGUUGGAGAGGUUACUGGCAUUGCAAACAGGAUAUUCAUUACAAACUCAACCAAAAUAACCCUCCCACCAUCUACAACUUACGAAAUAAUCGAAUUAGAUACCGGAGGUCAAAUCGUUGAACGAAAAACGCUUAUCGUUACUACUUCAACAAGCCAGGUAGUUGUGCGCGAAAUGAGCAUUUACGGACAAGUAACUCUGGCAGGGAACAAAGUAACUACACUUGGAGGUUGGCGAUUCACAAAGGCAUACAUGGUAAUAAAUGAAUCGCAAUCGAUUUGGGCUUCGUUUGCAAUUCUUUCGAACGUUACGACGUUGCAAACAGUUGUCUCCACUACAUCAAACGCUUUUAAUAGCAGCCAGCAGUACAUUGCUGGAAUAGUUGUAGUAGGCGAAUCGAGUGAUAACAUUCAAUCAAACGGAAGCCUACCCUACACCAUCCCGAUUUCAAGUCAAGACCGUUUGGCUAUCAUCCCUAAAGAAGGUUUAGGAAACAUCACAUUGGUUGAAAAAUCGUCAACUACACGAACAGAAAUUUCGCUGACACCUGGAACUUUGUUGGUAAUCCAACCCCCUGCUGGCUUAAGCGGAAGCGUCACGAACCUCGUGCAGCCAAUGUAUACCUCUGAGACAACAACUAUCACGUUCCCAGCUGGAAGCAUCGUUUCAACAUUUAAAAUUCGCACGGAUGGAACGAUGGAAAGAAUUUCGAGUGUUUCGAUGACAUCGACUUUUAGUGUCUUCACUUCAACGCACAGCAUUGCCGGAAUCAUCCAGACUUCGAGUGAUGACGUUAUAACAAAAAUAGGCGCGGAAAUUGUUAAUACCCAACUUAUUAAAGGAUCAGCAAGUGAAACUUACAUUGGGGUGAUCAAUGUAAAUUCACAUAGGAAGCAAUUUGAAUCGAUAGCCGGAAUUCUUCGGAUAGGAGAUCCAACUUUUUUGAACUACCAACAGCCGUUAACGAAUUUAGAAAAACUCGUCAUUCCGCCAGGUUCAUCCAGCGCCAUUCUUGUUUCAGGUGAGAUCAUCGUCAUAGAAGAAGAUGGUUCUACCAUCAAGCAGACCACCUUAUCGAUUCCUUCCGGAGGAAUUUUGGGAAUCGUCACGAAGACGGAAGGCGGCGCAAUUUCCGGAAUCUCUAACGGUUACUUCACCACCAAUUCGACCCAACUUACUUUCCCAUUUGGAACGCAAUUUGGCACAAUUUUCACCAGUCCCGAUGGAACGAUUCGUCUUGAAAAUCCCAUCUACACUAACGCCAAAACCACCAUCACGGUUCCAGUUGGAAGUAUUUUUGGAGAACUCAUUCUCUCGAGUCAAGGAAUAGUAACCGGAAUUGGGAAGGCAUACUUUUCUACUCGAUAUUUGCUUAUUACGAACUCACCACCCCCAGUCCCAUCACUGGUUGGCAUCUACGGCACAAUUUAUUUUAGUGAAAAUUUUACCUUGUCUCGAUCGAUUGUCAGCACUUCAACGGACGUGGAAAUUCAACAGCAGACUAUUGCUGCCAUUGUCCAAAUUACAUCACGCAAACGCUCCGAUAAUAUCACCUCACCAUCUGUUGCGUCCGGAAACUCUUUCGUCAUUAUUCCUAACACAGGACAAGGAGUUGUAUCGGUGAAUGAAGAUGGAACUACAUCAAAUUUUACUAUCUUACCUGGUCAGAUGCUCGGUUUCUUCGACGUUAAAAAUGCGAAAGUGACACAUCUUGGUGAUGGAUUUUACACGACGGCAACUACUUCAAUAUCGUUUGGUUCUGGAACGAUAUACAGUGUCGUCAAAAUUGGACUUGAUGGAACCAUUCUUCCGAUGGAAUCCAAUAGGACAUCAACAGGCGAUUUGUCAAUAACUGUAACGGAAGGAAGUAUAGUUGGAGUGCUUGAUUUAAUAAAUCGAGGCGGCAUUCAAAUUAUCAACUCUAUUGGAGGAGCACCUUUCGUGAUUCGAAACUUGAUCUCUACGUCGUCUUCAACUAGUGCGAAUGGUGUAAUUGGGCUACUUGGAAUUGAUGACUUUUCAACUUCACCCCCUCCAACAACAACAACAACACCUACAACAACAACAACAACACCUACAACAACAACAACAACAACAACAACAACCCCAACCCCAAAACCUACAGGCCCAUUUGUAAUUGAUUGCUCAUCAGAAAAACCCCUCCAAUAUCCGCUCGACUGUUCACGAUUCUACCAGUGUAUCACUAAAGGCGACACACGGGAAGUUUACGUCUUCCUCUGUAACGCAGGACUCUACUUCGACGAUGCUUCAUCUAGUUGCCGACUCCCAAGUGAAACUGUUUGUCGGGAUAAUUCUUCAAUUUCUUCUACAACUGAUUCUGGUGAUAGCUUUGGCGGAAUAUUAGAACUUAGCUGCGACGGAAAUCUUUAUCGAUACCCCCUCAAUUGUCAAAAUUUUUACACCUGCUUCAAGUACGAUGGGCAGGAAAUAAUGAACGUUUACGCUUGUGCGGCUAAUUUAGUUUUUGACGAGCCUUCCCAGAGAUGUCUGCUACCCUCCGAAACUUUGUCUUGUAACGUAAAAGAUUAUUUCUUCAAAUCACCCUCCCAGUUACUAGACAGAUUCGGAACCGAUUCUUCUAUUUCAAAAUCAAUUGCCAUUUUUGAAGAGCAAACAAAAACUAUUUCCAAAAGAAAACGAUUAGCUGAACCAGGUACACUGACGUUACCCCACUAUGGCAGACGAGGAGCUUUCCAAAAUCAAUUGGCAAUUCGUAUGAGCGCCAGUUCUGAGAUUCCAGAAUGAAACAAGUCCUCUCCGUGAAUUCAAAUCCUCCGCUCAUGGCACUACACUAUCCAAAGCCAGGAAAUCACCGGCAAUUAUUACUAAUAAUACCCAACCGCUUCAUGUUUCUUCGUAUUUUAUCAAUUAUGUGGACAAGGUACUGGAACAUAUAUGGAUGUAUCAUUAAUGUUGUCUUAAAAAUGGAAAAUAUGCGAUGGUGAAGGUAUUGAAUAAACAUAUGAUUAAUAACGCAA